This is a messenger RNA of Leptopilina boulardi, 1004 nucleotides long. Its product is annotated as protein transport protein Sec61 subunit gamma. Gene Ontology annotation, biological process: protein targeting; post-translational protein targeting to membrane, translocation. The record is from RefSeq and is a predicted model, not a curated record. The coding region runs from base 181 to 387 and encodes 68 amino acids. The transcript is spliced from 4 exons. NCBI's taxonomy places the organism in Eukaryota, Metazoa, Arthropoda, Insecta, Hymenoptera, Figitidae. Gene Ontology annotation, molecular function: transmembrane protein transporter activity. Gene Ontology annotation, cellular component: Ssh1 translocon complex; membrane.
GCAUUCGUUCGUUUGCAACGUCGCCAUUCCGGAAGUUACGUUUCGUGCAACACGAGUCCACGUAGAUGCUUUGGAAACAGUAAAGUGGAAUUUUAGUCGUCAAACAACAUACAAAGUCGUGUGAGUAAUCUGACAAUCUUCUUGAAGAACACAACCAACUUUAUAUUCAGCUAAAAUAAAAUGGAUCAAAUCAAGAAAUUUACCGAACCUGGAAGGCAAUUUGCCAAAGACAGUAUUCGUCUUGUUAAAAGAUGCACUAAACCCGACAGAAAAGAGUUCCAGAAAAUUGCUAUCGCCACAGCAAUUGGAUUUUGUAUAAUGGGCUUCAUAGGAUUUUUCGUUAAAUUAAUUCAUAUUCCAAUCAAUAACAUCAUUGUAGGAUCUUAAAAUCACUGGAGAUUUAUUUAAUGUUAAGACUUAUUAAGAAUAAUUUUCCAUCUCAUCUUUCCCCUAUUCCUUCCCUUCCAUUGACGCUACGAGCGUUUCUUUCCUUACUCAUAUUUAUGCAAAAGAAAAAAAAAGUAUAUAUAUAUCUUUAAAUAACUAGAUAAUAUUAUGUUCGAAAUUGAUUGCGAUAAAUGUAAGAAUUAAAACGAGUUUAUAUUGAAAUGGUGCGUAAUUUAAUAAAAUAGGAAUUGUUUAAAAAAAAUAACACAAUUUUUCUCAUUAUAUAUUCCUUCAUUUAAUUUAUUAUUGUAUUUUUUUUUCUUUUUUCAAAAUAGUUACAAUUUAAAAUUUUUCAAAUCCAUUUAUUAUAAAUACAAUAGUGAAAUAAUAUUAGAGGCACAUUUAUUUAAGAAAUUAAUUGUUUUACAAAAAAUGGAAUUUUUCAUUCUAAAAUUGAAGAACAUUUUUAUGCUUCUUUUUAAAGUUCAUUGGUACAGAGUGUAAAAAAAAAUAAUUAAAUAUGCUCCGUAAAAUUUCUUUGCGUAUUAAAAGAGAGAAACAUAACAGUCAAAAAUGAAAUGAAAUAUUAAAAAAAAAAAAAAAAAAAAAAAAAAAAA